Messenger RNA from Pediculus humanus corporis (human body louse), 1386 nucleotides. RefSeq names its product Myeloid differentiation primary response protein MyD88, putative. Gene Ontology annotation, cellular component: plasma membrane. NCBI's taxonomy places the organism in Eukaryota, Metazoa, Arthropoda, Insecta, Psocodea, Pediculidae. The record is from RefSeq and is a predicted model, not a curated record. Gene Ontology annotation, molecular function: Toll-like receptor binding; TIR domain binding. The transcript has 4 exons. The coding region runs from base 1 to 1386 and encodes 461 amino acids. Gene Ontology annotation, biological process: innate immune response; Toll signaling pathway; defense response to Gram-positive bacterium.
AUGGACGUGAAAACGUUAGACUAUUCAAAAAUACCAUUGAUAGCAUUGAAAAAAACAACCCAAAACAUAUUAUCGGCUGGACUUAACCAACAUAAAAUCAUACCCAAUAACGAUGGCAUACCCAGAGACUGGAGAGGUUUGGGUCAUUUAAUUGGUUUGAACGGAGUCGAAAUGGGUUGGAUCGAAGCCACGCCUGAUCCAUUCUCAGCACUUUUGAAUCAUUGGGGUAAAAAUGGAAAUUUAAAUCUUCUUCAAAAUUAUUUAAAAAUAAUCGACAGGUUCGAUGUUUUGGAUGAUGCAAAACAAUUCAUAGAGUCAAACAGCCUUGAAUAUGCGAAAAACUUAAACAGUUUAAAUACCUCUGUCGCAAAUGUCAAUUUAGAAUCGGAUAAAGUUAUAUUGACGACAGAUGAUGUUAUAAGACUGGAAAACGGAAUGGAACCACAAAUCUACGAUGCUUACAUAUUAUAUGCUGAAGAAGAUGUAAAUUUUGCAACGGAAAUUAUCGAAACAAUGGAAUCAAAAUAUAAUUUAAAGUUAUGUGUCAGAGACAGAGACUUAAUUGGUGGAGUUCAAUUCGAACAUGAUGCCAUAACAAAAUUAAUAGCAGAAAGGUGUAAAAGACUUGUGGUUGUUGUGUCGCCGAAUUUUCUCAAAAGCAAAGCCAAUAAAUUUUUCGUCACGUUUGCUCAAGCUUUGGGAUUAGAUAUAAGAGAAAGAAAAGUCAUUCCGAUACUGUACGAAAAAUGUAUCGUUCCUCCGGAAUUGAGUUAUUAUUUUUGUUUAGACUACAGCCGUGCAAAUAAAUUGUGGAAUUUUUGGGAAAAACUAAGAGAUUCGAUACAGGCACCGGAAAUGUCGGAUAAAACCGGAAACGUCGUCUCCGUCAAAUCCGGGGAUAAAACUAACGAUCAUUGGAUAACGCGAACUCAUUUCGAUUCGAAAAAAGAACGGGGAGUAGAAGAAGAAGAAGAAGAAGAAGAAAAAGAUGAUGAAGGAGAAGUAAUAGUGAAAGAAAAACCCGGAAGUUCGACGACGUACAAACGCGUAGAUUCCAAAAUGUCGUCCCGUAAGAAAAAAAACGUUUACAAAUUGAUAAAAAACAGUUUGAGCAAAGCGUUGAAAAAUUCAAAUCAACAAACCAACGACAUGGACAAAACGACAAAUUCGAAACAAUCUAAAAAUUCCAUAUUGAAUUCUUUUUUAUCCGGGGAAAAAAUUUUGAUCGAAAAUUACAACAAUUCGUCGUCAAGUCUCGAACGUGACGACGAAAGUGACGUCAACGUCGACGACGAUUUCGAUUCGUAUAAUAAGAAAAUAUUGGGGAAAAAAAAAUUGAGUAAUAAAAAAAAAGACAAAGUCGUAGUCGAACCUUUGCUGUCGUGA